UCGAAAGGAUAUUGCCACAUUUGCUUUGGAUGUUUUACAUUUCUGUUCUAGAAUGAAACAACGGAUUUUCCACUUGGUGUUAAAGACAAAAUAAUGAAAAAAGUGCACCAGUACUCUUGAUAGGACACUGAUUGUGGUGGACGGCAUAGCCAGGCUCAUGUUUUCUCCUGAUCAAGAGAACCAUCCUGCUAAAGCUCCUGUGAAAUAUGGAGAGCUCAUUGUAUUGGGAUACAAUGGCUCUCUGCCAAACGGAGACAGAGGAAGAAGAAAAAGCAGGUUUGCCUUAUUGAAAAGGCUCAAAGCAAAUGGGGUGAAGCCAAGUACUGUUCAUAUUGCCUGUACUCCACAGGCAGCAAAGGCAAUAAGUAACAAGGACCAGCACAGCAUAUCUUAUACUUUGUCACGGGCGCAAACUGUGGUUGUAGAAUACACACAUGAUAGCAACACAGAUAUGUUCCAGAUUGGACGGUCAACAGAAAGCCCGAUUGAUUUUGUGGUAACGGACACUGUUCCAGGAAGCCAGAGUAACUCUGAUACACAGUCUGUUCAGAGCACCAUUUCCAGAUUUGCCUGCAGAAUCAUAUGUGAAAGGAACCCACCAUUUACUGCACGGAUAUAUGCGGCAGGGUUUGACUCCUCCAAAAACAUUUUUCUUGGGGAAAAAGCUGCCAAAUGGAAGACAUUAGAUGGACAGAUGGAUGGGUUGACAACAAAUGGAGUCCUCGUUAUGCAUCCACGCAAUGGAUUCACUGAAGACUCGAAGCCAGGAGUAUGGCGAGAAAUAUCUGUGUGUGGCAAUGUCUUUAGCUUGCGAGAAACUCGAUCGGCUCAACAGAGAGGGAAAAUGGUGGAAAACGAAAGCAAUGAACUUCAGGAUGGUUCCCUGAUUGAUUUAUGUGGUGCAACACUGCUAUGGCGCACUGCAGAAGGCCUUUCCAGAACUCCAACCGUAAAACAUUUGGAAGCCCUGAGACAGGAAAUCAAUGCAGCAAGGCCCCAGUGUCCUGUUGGAUUUAACACACUUGCAUUUCCUAGUAUGAAAAGAAAAGAUGUUGUCGAUGAGAAGCAGCCAUGGGUUUAUCUGAGCUGUGGUCAUGUUCAUGGUUACCACAACUGGGGAAACAAAGAGGAGCGAGAUGGGAAGGACCGGGAGUGUCCUAUGUGCCGCUCAGUGGGGCCGUAUGUUCCUCUUUGGCUAGGUUGUGAAGCUGGAUUUUAUGUUGACGCUGGCCCUCCAACUCAUGCCUUUAGCCCAUGUGGACAUGUGUGUUCCGAAAAGACAACGUCCUAUUGGUCUCAGAUUCCCCUUCCUCACGGUACUCACACCUUCCACGCUGCCUGUCCUUUCUGCGCCCACCAACUUGCAGGAGAACAAGGUUACAUCAGACUCAUUUUCCAGGGGCCUCUAGACUAGUGACUUUUUAGAGUUCAAAACUGUAUAAGCUAAAAAAGGAUUAAUUUGCUUAACCUCAGUCUGGGACGUUCCCAAGACUUUGGUGAGUUUGAGUUAAAGGACACUACUGGCAUUUGCUAGGUUUGCUCUAACACAAAUAUCUUUUUAGGAUGUUCUCCUUUCACAAGCAGACAUUUAAAAAAUGGGAUUUAUGCAGAUAUGAUUUCAAUGCCUUCAUAAUUCUGAAUGACCACCUCAGUAUUAAGUUAUUGUGUGAAACUGGGGAGACUACUGUCAGCUCAAACUACAUUAGUUUACAGUUCAACACUCCUUGUAAAAUAUGGCAUAUAUAUAGUUUUUUUUUUUUUAAUAUAUAAAUUUCUUGUUUAGUAAGGAAAAUGCCCUAGUUAGUUGAAAAAGAACAGUGGUGGUUGUAUAUUGUGGGCUCAAAGUAGCCCAGGGUCACAACAUUAAUGAAACAGAGGUGAGAAGUGUUUUUUUUGUUUGUUGUUUUUUGGCUUUUGUUUCUUUUGGGGGGAGGGGUUCCCUUUUCAUUUUUGUUUUCAGUGAAAGUGCAUAUUUUAUAAGAGUAUAUGAUCAGUUUUGAAGAUGCCUCAUUCUGGUUAGUAAAUAUGCACUACGUUCAGUUUUUUUUUUCUUGACCUCUCUUCCACUCCCGAGUAACUUUCUUUGGAUCAACUUGUGACAUUUCAGGUUUUUAUUUAUCUUGAAAGAUUUUUAAUCAUGUUCAUAUUGUUUAAUGUAAAUUACGUAUAUUUAAUCUGAGGAAUCCAAUUGGUUGGAUAAAACCAGAAGUGACUCCUUCAGAAAACCUUUUUUAUCAGGUGUUGUGUUGUAGAACGUCCAUAGAAGACUUUAAGAUUUUGUUAUUGUAUUGAACACCCAAGCCCAUUACCAUAAACAUUUGAAUAGAUUUAUUCCAGGAGAAAGUCUAUAGGGUUGGAUCUUUCCUUUCCUGCAUGUUUCUCUAAUUGGUAGCAUAGCAUUAGCUUUAAAACAUGUCCGUCGGUCACCUGUCGACAGGUAAAAUACUUUGUAAAAAAAAACAAAC
Molecule: messenger RNA, 2465 nt
Organism: Pelobates fuscus (common spadefoot toad)
Lineage: Eukaryota; Metazoa; Chordata; Amphibia; Anura; Pelobatidae
Gene: PELI1
Product: pellino E3 ubiquitin protein ligase 1
Exons: 7
Coding region: 158-1414 (418 amino acids)
Biological process (GO): regulation of Toll signaling pathway; protein K48-linked ubiquitination
Molecular function (GO): ubiquitin protein ligase activity; protein binding
Source: RefSeq, a predicted model, not a curated record